Molecule: messenger RNA, 579 nt
Organism: Nematocida minor
Lineage: Eukaryota; Fungi; Microsporidia
Product: RNA-binding protein PNO1
Exons: 1
Coding region: 1-579 (192 amino acids)
Cellular component (GO): nucleolus
Molecular function (GO): RNA binding
Source: RefSeq, a predicted model, not a curated record
AUGGAUGAAGUGAAUAAUGAAAGAAAAGAAAUUCCAUUUGAGAUGAGAAGUGUGCAAGUUCCAUCCAGAAAAAUGAAAAUAAUCAAGGAAGAGUGGAUGAAGAUAUACACACCCGUUGUCAUGCAGUGCAAGCUUCAGAUAAGAAUGAACUUAACAACAAAAUCAAUAGACAUCAGAACGUGCAAAGAAACACUCACCCCAGUGGCCAUUCAGAGAGCAGAAGAGUUUAUCACAGCAGUCACUCUGGGCUUUUCGCCAGAGGACGCUCUUUCCAUACUAAGAGACGACACUUUGUACGUAAACUGUUUUUCGCUAGAAGAUGUAAGAAUAAUUAAAAACAGCCACAUAGGCCGUGCAAUAGGAAGAAUUGCAGGACGCAAGGGAAAAAUAAAGAACAACCUGGAAAUCAUCUCGCACACAAGAAUAGUUGUAGAGGACAAGAGCAUCCGAGUGCUUGGAACUGCUGAAAAUAUUGCUCUGGCGCGUACCGCGAUAAGUAAGCUGAUCAUGGGCUCGCAGCCUGCCAAAGUGUGCGCUGAUCUAAGAACCGUAUCCAAGAAAGUGCAGGAAAGACUAUAA